AUGACGUCUCCGGACUCAAAGCCAUACAUUAUACAAUGGCUGCUCGACACGAGGUUAUUGUGGCCCGUCCACCGCAAAGAUAAGCCGAGAGAGGAGGUCGCAGAACUGAGGACAGCUGCAUCUCGGGCUCUGGCAAUCCUCUCUGAAUCGGAGCAAGAAUCGGUCCUGAAAUAUUAUCAUGUCAAAGAUGCGAAAAUGAGCUUGGCCUCCCACCUUCUAAAGCACCUUGUUAUUGCGAAAUAUUGUAAUGUACCUUGGUCGAAGAGUACAAUUUCUCGAGAGUCAAACGGAAAGCCUUGUUAUCACUCAACCGCAGAUCAACCUCGACUUGAAUUCAAUGUAAGUCAUCAGGCUGGACUUGUUACAUUAAUUGCUGUGAUCGGAGGUGAUGGAACAGUAAAUGUGGGAACGGACAUCGUGUGUGCCAACGAACGAUUGCCGAAUGAUUAUAAAUAUAUAGAAAAGAGCGGGUUUUUUGAUUGGGUCGACAUGCACGGAGAAGUGUUCGCAGAUUCAGAGAUCAACUUUAUGAAGCUUUCUCCGCUUGGACUCGACAAAGUUGUGCCCGGCAAGAAGCUUCAUGGAUAUGGUAACGAUGCGCUUUCGAGAUGCCAGUGGAGAAAUAGGCAACUGGAUCUUGUCGUCGAGGACACUGAAGGAAAUGCCGCACAAUCAAGAAUUGAUAGUAAUAAGGUCAUUGAUGCGAAGCUUAGGCGGUUCUAUGCCAUGUGGUGUUUACGAGAAAGCUAUGUCAAGAUGACAGGAGAGGCUUUGCUUGCACCGUGGCUUAAGGACUUAGAGAUUCGCGACGUUCAAACUCCAAUCGCGCCCGAGGUUGAUGAUCUAAAUUCCUUGGAGAGAGGACAGAUAACUAAGAAUUAUCGUAUCAUAUUCAAGGGCCGCGAAGUUACUAACGUACACAUGGAAUUAGCUGCGCUAGGUCAGCAUUAUAUGGUGGGUGGUGCUGUAAGGGUGAGGGAGAACGAUACAAAGCUGGAAUUGGGCCCGUGGAAAGAGCUCAAUCUUGACACUGAUAUUUUGGAGGUUGCGGAGGCCAAAUCCUAG
Sclerotinia sclerotiorum 1980 UF-70 is the source of this 1065-nucleotide messenger RNA. RefSeq lists its product as hypothetical. Gene Ontology annotation, cellular component: cytosol. The transcript has 2 exons. Gene Ontology annotation, molecular function: magnesium ion binding; holo-[acyl-carrier-protein] synthase activity. The coding region runs from base 1 to 1065 and encodes 354 amino acids. Lineage: Eukaryota; Fungi; Ascomycota; Leotiomycetes; Helotiales; Sclerotiniaceae. The record is from RefSeq and is a predicted model, not a curated record.